GCCGCCCUCGACCUCGCCCACGGCUUCAAGUGCCCGGCCCCCAUGUCCUACAGCCCCUGGACCAAGGCCUGCGCCUGCCCGCCCGGCCAGAGCUUCGACACCACCAAGAAGACGUGCGCCGGCGACGCCCUCUCCGGCGCCUGGCCCCUGCCCAAGUGCGACGCCUCGGGCGCAAAGGUCGAGCUCGCCGCCUUCUGCGCCGUCUCCCCGACCAAGUUCACAAAGUACGACGCCACCCACGCCUGGUGCCAGGUCUCCCUCGAGACCUUCACCUUCUGCGCCGAGGUCGAGAUCGAGGCUGAGAUUUCCGCCCUGGGCCUUGGCAUCGACCUCGACGUCGAGCUCGACCUCGCCCUCACCUCCUCCAUCAGCACCGACCUCCGCAGCACCUCCGCCGGCCUCGCCUCCCUCUUCGUUGGAACCCUCGCCGAGGCCUUUGUCAUCUUCAACACCAAGGUCUUUGGUUUCGAUGUCCUCGCCGUCGACGUCGAGGCUUCUCUGGCCGCUGGCGUCUUCUCUCACAUCCAGGCUGCCGCCUGCCUGCUCGGCCUCGGCAAGUGCCAGUUCGACUGCGUCUCCUUCAGCACCAAGGGCUGCCACAACUUCAUCGACGUCGGCCUCGAUGUCGACGUCGAUGUCGCUGGUGUUAUUGGUGCCCACCUUGCUGCCUUUGUCGGCGUCACCAUCCUGCCUGAUGUCAUCCUCAGCGUCACCGCUGCCAACGUUGUCACCCACCUUGUUGUCAAGGACCUGCUGUGCGCCAGCCUUAGCCUCAACAAGCCUCUCCUUUCUCAGUACAAGUACACUUGCUAA
This is a messenger RNA of Trichoderma reesei QM6a, 813 nucleotides long. RefSeq lists its product as uncharacterized. The record is from RefSeq and is a predicted model, not a curated record. The transcript has a single exon. NCBI's taxonomy places the organism in Eukaryota, Fungi, Ascomycota, Sordariomycetes, Hypocreales, Hypocreaceae. The annotation marks the transcript as partial.